Messenger RNA from Nerophis lumbriciformis (worm pipefish), 5635 nucleotides. NCBI's taxonomy places the organism in Eukaryota, Metazoa, Chordata, Actinopteri, Syngnathiformes, Syngnathidae. The record is from RefSeq and is a predicted model, not a curated record.
GUGCAGGACCACAGCGUCUCACCUUUGCUCCGUCUGAAAUAACCUAGAUAUUGUUGUCACGUCCUGGACGCCAUGGGACCCUUUUUUGCCCUGUCGGCACUUCUGGCCUGCUCUCUUCUUCCUACAGAUGCCUUGAUAACAUGUGGAAACCAGCAGUUCCCGUGCGGGAAUGGGCGAUGCAUCACAGUGAGAUGGGCGUGUGACGGCACGGAUGACUGCGGAGACGGCACAGACGAGCUUCCUGCGACUUGCUUGGCCAAAACAUGCAGACCAACAGAGUUCAGUUGUGCAGACCGGCUGCACCAGUGCAUACCGAGCACCUGGCGCUGUGACGGACAGGCAGACUGUGAGAAUGGAGCUGAUGAAGAGAGCUGCGGACCCAAACGCUGCACCAAGUCAGAGUUCGGCUGCACAAACGGCCAGUGUGUGUCGUCCUCCUUCGUGUGCGACCAUGAAGAAGACUGCGCCGAUGGCAGCGACGAGGCCUCCUGCCCGCCAGUCACCUGUAGCUCCGCUUCCUUCCAGUGCAACAACAGCCUCUGCCUGCCGCGCCUCUGGGCCUGCGACGGAGACGCCGACUGCUCGGACGGCUCGGACGAGUGGCCCCAGAACUGUGGCUCAGUGGCGCCCGCCCCCGCUCGGACGAACCGCUGCUCCCCGCUGGAAUUCCGCUGCCGCAGCGGGGAGUGUAUCCAUGGCAACUGGAAGUGCGACGGAGGAGCGGACUGCCUGGAUCGAUCGGAUGAAGCUGGCUGUGUGCCACCCACCUGCGGUCCUGAUGAGUUUCAAUGCGACGACGGCGCUUGCAUCCACGGCAGCCACCAGUGCGACCGUCGGUACGACUGCAGGGAUAGGAGCGAUGAAACCGGCUGUGUUAAUGCGACCCGGUGCGAGGGUCCGGCCCGGUUCAAGUGCACCAGUGGGGAGUGCAUCAGCAUGGAGAAGGUGUGUGACAGAGAGCGUAACUGCAGGGAUUGGUCGGAUGAGCCUCUGAGGGAAUGUGGCUCCAACGAGUGCCUCAUUAACAACGGGGGCUGCUCUCAUAUCUGCAAUGAUCUGAAGAUCGGUUUUGAGUGUCUUUGCCCCUCCGGAUAUCGCCUGGUGGACAAAAACCAAUGCGAAGAUAUUGACGAGUGCGCCGACCAGGAGAGCUGCACCCAGAUUUGCAUUAACCAAAUGGGAAGUUACAAAUGCGAGUGUGAGGAAGGCUACCAAGUUGACCCAGCAACCAAAGCCUGCAAAGUUACGGGUUCAAUCGCCUACCUUUUCUUCACCAACCGACAUGAAGUCCGAAAAAUGACUUUGGACAAGAGUGAGUACGCGUGCGUCGUACCGCGACUGAAAAACGUUGUGGCGCUGGACAUGAACAUGGCCACCAGCGAGAUCUACUGGUCAGAUAUGUCCCAGAAGAAGAUCUACAGAGCUCCAAUGGAUUCAGCGGAGGACCCCAGCCACCACACCACUGUGGUCGGCAACGAUAUCGACGCGCCUGAGGGCAUGGCCUUUGAUUGGAUCCACGGCAACCUGUACUGGACCGACAGCAUCCGCAGCACUGUCUCCGUGGUAACUGCCGAUGGUCGUCGGCGUAAGACCCUCUUCGACCAAGGCCUGUCUAAACCUCGAGCUAUUGUGGUCGACCCCUUCAGCAACUUCGUGUACUGGACUGACUGGGGCAAUCCCGCAAAAAUCGAAAAGGGCGGUCUGAACGGGGGCGACCGCAGCGCUCUGGUCACCGACAACAUCGUGUGGCCCAACGGAAUCACGCUGGACCUGUUGAACCAGCGGCUGUACUGGGUGGACUCCAAGCUGCACACCCUCUCCAGCGUGGACAUGCACGGCGGUGGCCGGCGCACCCUCGUCGUUGACGAGCACAGGUUGAGCCAUCCGCUGGGACUCGCUGUGUUUGAGGACCGAGUAUUCUGGACAGACAUCAGCAACAACGCCAUCCUGAGCGCUAACAGGCUGACUGGUGCAGACAUCACUCCAGUGGCGGAGCACCUGACUUCACCAGAGGACAUCGUGGUCUACCACAACGUCAAACAGCCUGCUGGGAGAGACUGGUGUCAGGUGUCCAAUGGUGGCUGUGAGUUCAUGUGCCUGGCUGCACCACAAGUGGGCAGACACCCGCCAAAAUAUACCUGCGUCUGCCCGGAUGCCAUGGUGCUCGCCAGUGACAUGAGGAGAUGUCUACCAGCUUCCGUGCAGCCUGCGGUUCCAACCACCGACCAACCAAUAACCACCGCAAACCCACCCGAACCCCGGAUCAGGAGCUCUGCCGCUCAAGUUACAACCACGAGACCGGUGGUCAAGCCAGUGCCAAGCACUGCGAGGCCUCUGGUCAGAACCACUCAACCUGAACCCCAGCCAGCACAGCCUGAAGACCCAAAGACAACCACAGAAAUCCCAGUCACUUCUCAAGACCUUGGCCAUGACGUUGGUGCAGUGAUACCUCAAACAGCCUCCAGCUCCCCACUGGCUUUGUACAUCGCCUUACCUUUGGUAAUCCUCUGUAUGCUGGCUGUCGCUGGCCUGCUGCUCUGGAAGAACUACAAGCUGAAGAACACCAACACCAUCCACUUUGACAACCCAGUCUAUCAAAAAACCACAGAGGACCAGGUUCACAUUUGGAGGAAUCACAGCACUGAUGGGUAUUCUUAUCCAAAAAAGCAAGUCGUGAGCCGGGAUGAAGAGGCGGACAAUCCAACUUUCAGUGAGAACUGAGCAGCAGGUGAAGGACCUCCAUGACGAGAUGUCCUUUUUUUGAUUGUUUACCUCACACGGAAUUCAGCUUUCAACCACGAUCUACUCACACGGCCACAAAACCUCUUCUUGGGCAUUCAGGUUCUCUUUAUUUUGUUAAUUUUUGUUGAUUUUCUACUGGACUCCACUAUUUUUUUCUUGUCCAAAUCAAACAUCAGUUAGCAGUUAGCAACGUUAGCAACGGUGCAGAAAUAUGAUUAUUAUUCCAGUCUGGCCUUUUUCAGUAUUUCAGUCAGGCACACAUUAAUGCUGGAAACAAAAGAAUAUUUAGAAAUAUUACUUUUCUUGUACACCUCAGAGUCAUAUAAGGAGGUACUUGACACAUGCUAACAUUGUCAUGCUAACUUUUUCAGCCAAUUUUGCAGCCAACACUUCAGAGUCAUAUAACUAGGUACUUGACACAUGCUUACAUUACCAUGCUAACUUUUUAGCCAGUUUUGCAGUCGAACACCUCAGAGUCAUAUAGCUAGGUACUUGGCACAUGCUAACAUUACCAUGCUAGCUUUUUAGCCAGUUUUGCAGCUGGACACCUCAGGGUCAUAUAACGAGGUACUUGACACAUGCUAACAUUACCAUGCUAACUUUUUUAGCCAGUUUUGCAGCCAACUCAGAGUCAUUUAAUUUGAUGCUUGACACAUGCUAACUGUUAGCAUGCUAACAUUACCAUGCUAAGUUUUUUGCCGAACGCCUCAGACUCGUAUUACUUGGUACUUGACACAUGCUAACUGUUAGCAUGCUAACAUUACCAUGCUAACUUUUUAGCCAGUUUUGCAGUCAAACACCUCAGAGUCAUAUAACUAGGUACUUGACACAUGCUAACAUUACCAUGCUAACUUUUUAGCCAGUUUUGCAGCCGAACACCUCAGGGUCAUAUAACUAGCUACUUGACACAUGCUAACAUUACCAUGCUAACUUUUUUAGCCAGUUUUGCAGCCAACACCACAGAGUCAUUUAAUUUGGUACUUGAAACAUGCUAACUGUUAGCAUGCUAACAUUACCAUGCUAACUUUUUAGCCGAACGCCUCAGACUCGUAUUACUUGGUACUUGACACGUGCUAACUGUUAGCAUGCUAAAAUUAACAUGCUAACUUUUUAGCCGAACGCCUCAGACUCGUAUUACUUGGUACUUGACAUGUGUUAAAUGUUAGCAUGCUAACAUUACAAUGCUACGUUUUGAGCCUGUUUUGCAGCCGAACACCUCAGAGUCAUAUAACUAGGUACUUGACACAUGCUAACAUUACCAUGCUAACUUUUUAGCCAGUUUUGCAGCCGAACACCUCAGGGUCAUAUAACUAGCUACUUGACACAUGCUAACAUUACCAUGCUAACUUUUUUAGCCAGUUUUGCAGCCAACACCACAGAGUCAUUUAAUUUGGUACUUGAAACAUGCUAACUGUUAGCAUGCUAACAUUACCAUGCUAACUUUUUAGCAGAACGCCUCAGACUCGUAUUACUUGGUACUUGACACGUGCUAACUGUUAGCAUGCUAAAAUUAACAUGCUAACUUUUUAGCCGAACGCCUCAGACUCGUAUUACUUGGUACUUGACAUGUGUUAAAUGUUAGCAUGCUAACAUUACAAUGCUACGUUUUGAGCCUGUUUUGCAGCCGAACACCUCAGAGUCAUAUAACUAGGUACUUGACACAUGCUAACAUUACCAUGCUAACUUUUUAGCCAGUUUUGCAGCCGAACACCUCAGGGUCAUAUAACUAGCUACUUGACACAUGCUAACAUUACCAUGCUAACUUUUUUAGCCAGUUUUGCAGCCAACACCACAGAGUCAUUUAAUUUGGUACUUGAAACAUGCUAACUGUUAGCAUGCUAACAUUACCAUGCUAACUUUUUAGCCGAACGCCUCAGACUCGUAUUACUUGGUACUUGACACGUGCUAACUGUUAGCAUGCUAAAAUUAACAUGCUAACUUUUUAGCCGAACGCCUCAGACUCGUAUUACUUGGUACUUGACAUGUGUUAAAUGUUAGCAUGCUAACAUUACAAUGCUACGUUUUGAGCCUGUUUUGCAGCCGAACACCUCAGAGUCAUAUAACUAGCUACUUGACACAUGCUAACAUUACCAUGCUAACUUUUUUAGCCAGUUUUGCAGCCAACACCUCAGAGUCAUUUCAUUUGGUACUUGACACAUGCUAACUGUUAGCAUGCCAACUUUAAUUUUGGACAACUUUUGCAUUCAUAGUUAUAUAACUUGGUAUGUGACACAUUCUAUUAGCACGCUAGUGUUAGCAUUUGAGUGCAGCUCGCACGUUUAAGUGUUUUUUUGUGUAGUGUUCUAAACCAAACUGUGUUUAUUUUGUCCGGGCCAAAGAAAAACAAGCUGGGGCCGCACUUUGGACACCCCUGGUUUAGCACGCUUUAUAGAUGAGAUCCAGGUUGGGAGUCCGAAGAGUUCACUGCGCUCUUUUGUAAGGGUUCCAUUUUCACCUGUGCAGUUGUCAAGCACAUGUUGGAGGCCUUUUCAGCUCCAGUCUGUCAUGUUUGACUUUUUUGUUGUUGUUGUUAUUGAAGAAACAUGAGAUUUGUACGUCCACGUCUUGCUGGAGGAAAGUGUGCAUUCCUUUGAUGCAGACAUGUGUGAGCGCACUAUAACACGUGCGCAUUUACAGCCUGGCCUUAUGGCAGGACAGAAACACGUGCCUUAACCCGACUCUCCUCCGUCUUUGCAUUCCAACUUUUCCUCCGGUCUUCAUUUUGGCGGAGGACGGAGAAGAGAAUCGGAUCUAUUGUAAAUGUUGGAGAAAAUGUAAAUAAUCAUUUUUGUAAAUAGGAUGUUCAUAAAUGUAAAUAUUCCGUUUUUUUCCUGGUACAAAUGUUUUCCUUUGCUGUACAUAAAUAAAUGCUUGUAUUUAUUAAAGAUCCACU